AUCGUAACCAGACGUCAGUGGACUGCGGCUGGAGGUAGUGAGUUUGCUAACUAGCUUUUGUUCGAGGUUAGCAGUAGAAGGACUCGAGACGUUAACUGUCACAACAAGAAGCCUAAUAAAAUUACAGCAGACGCACAAGAAAGAGUUACUUGAUUUUGGGAAUGAAAAAGUUUAACACCGAUUGACACCACCUGGUCCUCCAUCACUGUUCCUUGCUGGAAAGAUUUUCUUCACUUUUCUCAACAUGGCAGCUAUGUUUCUACUCUGGCCUUGUCACUGAACUUCAUCUUGGACUACCACCAUGGAGAGAAAACGCAGGAAGAAAUUAUUUUAGCUCCUCAGAACAUUUUCAGUAUGGACUCAAUUUUGGAGCUGCGGACCUGAUAUGGUCAUUUCCCUGAUCCAGGUUUUAGCCUCUCAGUUGCCAUCUGAAACAGCAAUCUAGCUGCCUGAGUUUUACUAGCCUAUAUAGAGCACAAGAUGUGUGCAGUUUCACUACGCAAAAUGCUGCUACCGUCUGUGUGGGUCUCCAUACUUAUGGGGCUGCUUGCAGGGUUCCUGCCUGUCGUAGGGAUGGAGCCAUUGCCAGAGAGUAAAUCUGGUUCUGAUCACACCUCAAGCCUGGAGUCGCCGAGCUUUAAUUAUUCCCAGCUCACUCUCAAACUGGGGUUCUCAUCCAAGGUGGUAGAACAUGAGUACAUAGUGGCAUUCAUUGGGUAUUUCUCAGCCAAAGCCCGCAGCCUGUACAUAAGCAGUGCUCUACGAAACGCAAACGAUGGCGCAUUGGAGUGGCAUAUUGUUCCCAGGGAAAACCCAGCUUCUGACUUCCCCAGUGACUUUGAGCUGGUCCACAUCAGACAAGCUUCAUCCAGCAAUCUGCUGUCGUUGGAGGACCACCCCUACAUCAAGAGAGUCACUCCACAACACAAAGUGUUCCGUUCCCUAAAAUACAUUCCUACACCUGAAACCGCUGUGCCGCGUAACAUCACCCACAGGACGCAGAAAUGGCAAUCAUCACGGACUUUCAGAAGGACCAGUCUGUCACUGUGCUCGACUUUUUGGCAUGCAACCGGGCGCCACUCCAGUCGGCGGCUGCUGCGUGCCAUCCCCCGUCAUGUAGCCCAGAUUUUGCAGGCAGACGUACUGUGGCAGAUGGGACACACAGGUGCUGGUGUGAAGGUGGCCGUGUUUGAUACAGGCCUGAGUGAGAAACACCCCCAUUUCAAGAAUGUAAAGGAAAGGACUAACUGGACCAAUGAGAAGACACUAGAUGAUGGCCUGGGUCAUGGGACAUUUGUAGCUGGAGUGAUAGCCAGUAUGAGAGAGUGUCAGGGUUUUGCCCCUGACUCAGAGCUGCACAUCUUCAGAGUGUUCACUAACAACCAGGUGUCUUACACUUCAUGGUUCCUGGAUGCCUUUAACUAUGCCAUCUUGAAAAAGAUUGAUGUUCUCAACCUCAGCAUUGGUGGCCCCGACUUCAUGGAUCACCCCUUUGUUGAUAAGGUGUGGGAGCUCACUGCUAACAAAGUGAUCAUGAUCUCUGCUAUUGGAAAUGAUGGACCACUGUAUGGAACCCUUAAUAACCCAGCAGACCAAAUGGAUGUAAUUGGAGUCGGUGGGAUCGAUUUUGAGGACAACAUCGCAAGGUUUUCAUCCAGAGGCAUGACCACCUGGGAGCUGCCAGGGGGCUAUGGCAGGGUGAAGCCAGACAUUGUCACUUAUGGUUCUGGUGUUCGGGGGUCAGGGAUGAAGGAAGGAUGCCGGUCUCUGUCCGGCACUAGUGUGGCCUCUCCUGUGGUGGCUGGAGCUGUCACACUUCUGGCCAGCACUGUGCUGAAUCGGAAGUUGGUGAACCCAGCCUCCAUGAAACAGGCUCUGAUUGCCUCGGCCCGCAGGCUGCCAGGGGUCAAUAUGUUUGAGCAGGGCCAUGGGAAACUGGACCUGAUCAGAGCUUACCAGAUCCUUAACAGCUACAGACCUCAGGCCAGUCUUUCUCCUAGCUACAUCGACCUGACAGAGUGUCCAUACAUGUGGCCUUACUGUUCUCAGCCCAUUUACUAUGGAGGAAUGCCCACCAUCGUUAAUGUCACUAUUCUUAAUGGCAUGGCAGUCACCGGCAGGAUUGUGGACAAGCCUAUUUGGCAGCCCUACCUUCCUCAGAAUGGAGACCAUAUCGACGUGGCAGUCUCAUACUCACCAGUGUUAUGGCCGUGGGCUGGCUACCUGGCUGUGUCUAUCUCUGUUGCCAAGAAAGCAGCAUCAUGGGAAGGGAUUGCCCAAGGUCAUGUAGUGGUAACAGUGGCAUCACCGGCAGAGAAUGAUUCUGAAGUGGAAGGAGAACUGACCUCAACAGUGAAACUGCCCAUCAAAGUGAAGAUUGUCCCAACACCUCCACGCAGUAAAAGGGUUCUGUGGGACCAGUACCACAACCUGCGUUACCCCCCAGGCUACUUUCCCAGAGAUAACCUUCGCAUGAAGAAUGACCCACUUGACUGGAAUGGUGACCACAUUCACACAAACUUCAGAGACAUGUACCAGCACCUCAGAAGCAUGGGAUACUUUGUUGAAGUGUUAGGAGCACCAAUCACCUGUUUUGAUGCCAGCCAGUAUGGCACAUUGCUGAUGGUGGACAGCGAGGAGGAGUAUUUUCCUGAAGAGAUCACCAAGCUGAGGAGGGAUAUUGACAAUGGGCUUUCACUUAUCAUCUUCAGCGACUGGUACAACACCUCUGUCAUGAGGAAGGUCAAAUUCUACGAUGAAAACACCAGGCAAUGGUGGAUGCCAGACACAGGAGGCGCUAAUGUGCCUGCACUGAAUGACCUGGUCUCAGUGUGGGGGAUGGCAUUUAGUGAUGGACUAUACGAGGGCGACUUCACUCUAGCAGAUCACGACAUGUACUAUGCCUCGGGCUGUAGUAUAGCUCGUUUCCCAGAAGACGGAAUAGUGAUCGCCAAGAACCUGAAAGACCAAGGUCUGGAAGUGUUAAAACAGGAAACAGCAGUGGUGGAAAGAGUUCCCAUUCUUGGACUGUAUCAAACACCAUCUGAUGGGGGGGGUCGUAUUGUUCUGUACGGUGACUCUAACUGUAUAGACGAUAGCCACAGACAGAAAGAUUGUUUUUGGCUGUUAGACUCUUUGCUUCAGUACACAUCCUACAGUAUGACGCCUCCCAGCCUAAGCCACUCCCACAGUAGGGUGGCAUCUCCCACUGCCAGCGAGCGCCCACUGCCACAGAGAUUAGAGGGUAAUCACCUUUAUCGCUAUUCAAAAGUUUUGGAGGCUCACCUUGGUGACCCAAAGCCCCGCCCCUUACCGGCCUGUCCACAUCUUUCCUGGGCCAAGCCGCAGCCUGUCAAUGAGACAGCACCCAGUAACCUGUGGAAACAUCAGAAGCUUUUGUCUGUGGACCUGGACAAGGUGGUUCUGCCUAAUGUGAGGCCUUAUCGUCCCCAGGUCCGACCUCUAUCCCCUGGGGAGAGUGGGGCCUGGGACAUCCCUGGAGGGAUAAUGCCUGGUCGCUACAACCAAGAAGUGGGCCAAACCAUUCCUGUCUUUGCCUUUUUGGGGGCAAUGGUUGUCCUGUCCUUUUUCGUGGUCCAGCUCACAAAGACCAAGAGCAAACCCAAACGCAGGAAACCCCGCAUUAAACGACCCACUUACCUGCAGCAGCAGCUGACAACAAGUGGGAAAAACCCUACGGUUUGACCAAAAGUGCUGCUUGGACAAGUGGACAACUUGGUGUUGACUCCAUCAUAGAUACCUUGCUUAAAGUGCAGCCACCUGGAACAUGUGGAACACAACAAACGUGCAUUAGCGCAGUGAGGAAGACUUUGGGUGGCGGUUGGACUCCAAGUGUCUUGAAUACUUUAAGUGUUUUCAUGCCAAUUGUUGAUUUGAGGGCUGUCUGUGCUUGUGUGUGUUUACAGAGUUAGGAACUGUUACACAUCAUGUUCAACACACACAAUACAUGCCUCUUUCAGACUGCCAACUUAGAGCUUUCUUGGACCAAAUUGAACUGCCUGACUUUUAUAUUUAUUUAAUUUGGUUGUACCCUGACACACACACACUGACAAGCUAAAAUAGUUGGCAUACCCCGAAACAAACAACUCACACAUACAGUUCUACUCAAAAUUAUUCAAUUGUGUAUGCUAUUUAUUUGCAAGGUUUUUAUUUUCAAGAUUUAAAUAAACCAACAAAACACAGUGCUAAAACAUCUAAUGUUACAUAUGAUCACUUACAAAUUAAAAUGUGUGUGAGAACUGUACAUACUAAGACUAUCCCUAUCCCAAAAACCAUUGGAUGCAUAUGUUAUAUUUCUGUUCUUAAACUUUGUAUAAUAAUAAACUGUGGUUCGUC
Molecule: messenger RNA, 4356 nt
Organism: Nerophis lumbriciformis (worm pipefish)
Lineage: Eukaryota; Metazoa; Chordata; Actinopteri; Syngnathiformes; Syngnathidae
Gene: mbtps1
Product: membrane-bound transcription factor peptidase, site 1
Biological process (GO): proteolysis
Cellular component (GO): Golgi apparatus
Molecular function (GO): serine-type endopeptidase activity
Source: RefSeq, a predicted model, not a curated record